This is a messenger RNA of Osmia bicornis bicornis, 8003 nucleotides long. It is a transcript of the gene Mi-2, whose product is annotated as chromodomain-helicase-DNA-binding protein Mi-2 homolog. Gene Ontology annotation, biological process: chromatin remodeling; negative regulation of transcription by RNA polymerase II. The transcript is spliced from 23 exons. Bases 235 to 6162 code for a protein of 1975 amino acids. Gene Ontology annotation, cellular component: chromatin; nucleus. Gene Ontology annotation, molecular function: ATP-dependent chromatin remodeler activity; ATP binding; chromatin binding. The record is from RefSeq and is a predicted model, not a curated record. NCBI's taxonomy places the organism in Eukaryota, Metazoa, Arthropoda, Insecta, Hymenoptera, Megachilidae.
GGGGGGAGGGGGAACGAGAAGAACCGACGAAUCGGGUGAGAGAAGAAGCAUACAGCAGAAGGUGCACAUCGGUGCACGUACGAGACGAAGUGACGGCACGCCGAAACCGAAACGCAAGAGCGUCGAGCCAGAAACGAUUAAUGUCGCAUUUCCGUACUGUUUUUCUACACGAUAGUCUUGUCCAGUGAGUGAUAUCCUCGGUGUUACGAACGUAAUAUCUGGUGAUUUUAAAGAAUGGCAUCCGACGAGGAGGUGGACGAGAGCUACGCGGGGGAAGAUGAUAUAGAUGAAACUGGAGGUCAAGUUACAAAUGUUAAUCAACAAGUAGAUGGUUCUUCUGACGCAGAAGAAUCUCAGAGACUAGAAGAAGAUGAUGAUUAUGAGCCGGAGGAAAGGAAAAAGAAGAAAGGGAAGAAACGAAAGGCAAGGAGCGAAGAUAAAAAGGGGAAGAAAAAGAAGAAAAAGAAAAAAUCUGAUUCUGGAGAUGAAAGCGAUUUUGGAGGUGGUGGUGAAACAGGUGAUGUAGCUGGAGAUGAUAGUGACUAUGCAGGGAAUAGAAAAAGUAGAAAAUCUUCUUCCAGAAAGUCAUCCAGUCAUAAUACAUCAGCUCCGACAAAUCAAGAGCCGACGACAGGCAUGCCUACGAUCGAGGAAGUGUGUAAUACCUUCGGAUUGACCGAUGUACAGAUAGAAUACACCGACGCGGAUUUCCAGAACUUAACGACAUACAAAUUGUUCCAACAACACGUUAGACCCCUUCUAACGAAGGAGAAUCCAAAAGUGCCGAUGUCGAAAUUAAUGAUGCUGGUUGCUGCUAAAUGGCGAGACUUCUCUGAACUGAAUCCUCACACGCAACCGGACGCUGACGUGUCGUCCGCAAACGUGGACGAGGACAGUAGAAACGCGAGAGCGAAUCGUGGGGGCGGGGUGCAGGAGGGUGAGGACGAGGAGGACGACGACGAGGACAGCGAUAGAAAGCGAAAAUCGCGGGGCUCCAGAGCGAAGAAAGGGAAGAAAGCUUCCAAGGUGCCGACGCUCAAGAUAAAACUUGGUAAACGCAAACGGGGAAGCUCGGACGAGGAGGCGGAGGGCAGCGGCGCCGGCACCGACAGAGAUUCCGACAUGGAGUUCGAACAGAUGUUGGCCGAUGCCGAGGAACCCACCGGCACGGACGGCUCCACUAAAGGCAACACGGAGGAGAACGGGGUCGAACCGCCGGCGGAACCACCUGUUCGCAGGAAGGCGAAGACUAAAAUCGGAAACAAAACUAAGAAGAAAAAAAAGACGAAAACAACGUCCAAGUUUCCGGAUGGAGAGGAGGGCCUUCAGACUGAUCAUCAAGAUUAUUGCGAAGUAUGCCAGCAAGGUGGAGAAAUCAUAUUAUGCGACACUUGUCCCAGAGCGUACCACUUGGUAUGUUUAGAGCCUGAAUUGGAAGAAACACCUGAAGGAAAAUGGAGUUGUCCUCAUUGCGAAGGAGAAGGUAUUACAGGUGCAGCCGAGGACGACGACGAACAUAUGGAAUUCUGUAGAAUAUGUAAAGACGGUGGUGAAUUGUUAUGUUGUGAUAGUUGUACCAGCGCGUACCAUACGCAUUGUUUGAAUCCACCGCUGUCGGAGAUCCCUGACGGAGAUUGGAAGUGUCCAAGGUGUUCUUGUCCGCCUAUACCUGGAAAAGUUGCAAAAAUCUUAACAUGGAGGUGGAAAGAGUGUUCGGAAUCGCCAUCGGAGGAGCCUUCGACGAGUAAAGCUGCGCCUAAGCAACGUAAAAUACGGGAAUUCUUUGUGAAAUGGGCAGAUAUGUCUUAUUGGCAUUGCGAUUGGAUCACAGAAUUACAGCUCGACGUUUUCCACCCUCUUAUGUUCAGGAACUAUUCAAGAAAGUACGACAUGGACGAGCCACCAAAGUUAGAAGAACCAUUAGACGAAAGCGAUACCCGUGUGAAACGAUUGAAGGAACAGGAUGGUGCCCUGAACAGGGACGAUUAUAAUUUAGAAGAACGGUUUUAUCGUUACGGAGUUCGUCCAGAAUGGCUCGUCGUGCAUCGUGUGAUUAAUCACCGCCUAUCCAGAGACGGCAGAGCCACGUAUCUCGUUAAAUGGCGAGAACUUGGCUACGACCAGGCCACUUGGGAGGACGAGCACGAAGAUAUUCCUGGUUUAAAGCAGGCUAUCGAGUACUAUUUGGAUCUCAGAGCAGCGAAUUGUUGCGACGGUAGCACCUCUCGCAAGGGCAAGAAGGGUGAGAAGAGUAAGGGGAAAAAAUCAAAGACUCGCGAGCUUAUCGACGACGAGGAGAGGACACCCAAACGGUACACUCCACCGCCUGAUAAACCCACGACGGAUCUUAAGAAAAAGUAUGAGCGACAGCCGGAAUACUUGGAUCAAACUGGGAUGCAGUUGCAUCCUUAUCAGUUAGAAGGUUUGAACUGGUUAAGAUAUUCAUGGGGCCAAGGAAUAGAUACAAUUUUAGCAGACGAGAUGGGCUUAGGGAAAACCAUCCAGACCAUUACAUUCUUGUAUUCUCUGUACAAAGAAGGACAUUGCAAAGGACCUUUCCUCGUGUCUGUUCCUUUAUCAACCAUUAUAAAUUGGGAACGUGAAUUUGAAACCUGGGCGCCUGAUUUUUAUUGUGUCACCUAUGUUGGUGACAAAGACAGUCGCAUCGUGAUCCGCGAGAACGAAUUAUCCUUCGAGGAGGGUGCUGUCCGCGGGGGUCGAGCAUCGAAGAUCCGAUCGAGCCAAAUUAAAUUCAACGUCCUCCUCACCAGCUACGAGCUGAUCUCCAUCGAUUCAGCCUGUCUGGGAUCGAUCGACUGGGCCGUGUUGGUGGUGGACGAGGCGCACAGGCUAAAAUCAAAUCAGUCAAAAUUCUUCAGAUUAUUAGCCUCUUACAAUAUCGCCUACAAAUUACUCCUAACCGGUACCCCAUUGCAAAAUAACUUGGAGGAACUUUUCCACUUAUUGAAUUUCCUGUGUCGAGACAAGUUCAACGAUCUGGCCGCUUUCCAAAACGAGUUCGCUGAUAUUUCAAAGGAGGAGCAAGUAAAGAAACUGCACGAAUUGCUUGGACCUCACAUGUUGAGGAGAUUAAAGGCUGAUGUAUUAAAGAAUAUGCCAAGCAAGUCAGAAUUCAUUGUACGCGUUGAAUUAUCUCCUAUGCAAAAGAAAUAUUACAAAUACAUCUUAACGAGAAACUUUGAAGCUCUGAACCCCAAGGGCGGUGGUCAACAAGUGUCUCUGUUGAAUAUCAUGAUGGAUCUUAAGAAGUGCUGCAAUCACCCUUACUUAUUCCCAGCUGCGUCCCAGGAAGCACCAACUGCGCCAAAUGGAACCUAUGAGACCUCUGCGUUGAUCAAAGCAGCUGGGAAAUUAGUGUUGUUAAGCAAAAUGUUGAAGAAAUUGAGGGACGAUGGGCAUAGAGUACUGAUCUUUUCUCAGAUGACUAAGAUGCUGGAUAUCCUUGAGGAUUACCUGGAAGGCGAAGGGUACAAGUAUGAGAGAAUUGAUGGUAACAUCACUGGAGCUCAACGACAGGAAGCCAUUGAUAGAUUUAAUGCUCCUGGUGCUCAGCAAUUUGUCUUUUUACUCUCCACUCGUGCUGGCGGUCUGGGCAUAAAUUUGGCAACUGCCGAUACUGUAAUCAUUUAUGAUUCAGACUGGAAUCCGCAUAAUGAUAUCCAAGCGUUCAGCAGAGCUCACAGAAUCGGUCAGGCUAAUAAAGUAAUGAUCUAUAGAUUCGUGACGCGUAAUUCUGUGGAGGAGCGAGUCACUCAGGUGGCGAAACGUAAAAUGAUGCUGACGCAUCUGGUCGUCAGGCCUGGAAUGGGUGGAAAGGGGGCUAAUUUCAGUAAACAAGAACUCGAUGACAUUUUACGGUUCGGUACCGAGGAACUGUUCAAAGAAGAAGAAGGUAAAGAAGACGAGGCAAUUCAUUACGACGACAAAGCAGUUGCUGAAUUAUUAGACAGAAGCAAAGAGGGUAUCGAACAGAAAGAGAACUGGGCGAAUGAGUAUUUAAGUUCCUUCAAAGUCGCGUCGUACGUGACGAAGGAAGGUGAAACAGAGGAGGAAGCAGACACAGAGAUUAUAAAACAGGAAGCCGAGAACACGGAUCCUGCUUAUUGGAUCAAACUCUUGAGGCAUCAUUACGAACAACAGCAAGAGGACAUUGCUAGAACGCUUGGAAAAGGUAAACGAAUACGUAAGCAAGUGAACUACAACGAUGGAGUGGUUACUGGUGAUCAGAGCACAAGAGAUGAUCAACCCUGGCAAGAGAACCUGUCCGAUUACAACAGCGACUUCAGUGCACCGAGUGACGAUGAUAAAGAAGACGAUGACUUCGAUGAAAAGGGUGACGGGGAUCUUUUGUCUCGCAGAAGCAGGCGAAGAUUGGAGAGAAGAGACGAGAAGGAUCGUCCUCUUCCUCCGUUGCUUGCACGGGUUAAUGGGAACAUUGAGGUGUUAGGCUUCAAUGCCAGGCAAAGAAAAGCAUUCCUCAAUGCGAUUAUGCGUUACGGCAUGCCACCGCAGGACGCGUUCAACUCUCAGUGUAUAUUGUCGCAUUUCAGGCUGGUGCGCGAUCUGAGGGGUAAAUCGGAGAAGAACUUCAAGGCGUACGUUUCCCUGUUCAUGCGACACCUCUGCGAGCCCGGUGCCGACAACGCUGAAGCUUUUGCGGACGGCGUACCACGAGAGGGUCUCAGCAGGCAGCACGUUCUGACGAGAAUCGGAGUGAUGUCUUUAAUUAGAAAAAAGGUACAAGAGUUCGAGCACAUAAACGGAUAUUAUUCCAUGCCCGAGAUGAUCCGAAAACCUGUCGAGCCCGUGAAAGUGGAACCUGGCGCAGAAGCAGCGACCGGCACGAGUAGCACCAGUGCCACACCUGCUACGUCGAACGCGCCCAGUCCGAGUCCUGCUGCAACUCCAACUCCGCUUACAGUUCCCGGAACAGCCAGCACAGAAACGAGCAAGGUCAAUUCCGAUGCCUCUGAGGCGAAGGAAUGUAAAGAGGAGCCAAAAGACAAAGAUAGCGUAGACGGGAAAGACGUGAAGGAAGAACCGAAAGAUGCGAAGGAGGAGGAGGAUAGUAACGCAGAGAAGGAUAAAGAGAAGGAAGAUGUGAAGAAAGAAGAGAAGGACGCGGACACGGAAGGAACCGACAAAGAGAAGGAUGCAAAAGAUGUUAAGGAUGAGAAAUCAGCGGCGAAGAGCGACGAGAAAGUAGAAAGUAGUGAUAAUAAACCAAAACAAGAUUCAGAAGAGGACGUGGUUAUUGUUAAAGAUGAUGAGGAAGAAACUGAAAAGCGAGAGGAUAAGGACAGCAAAGAUAAAGAUGUAAAGGACUGUGAUUCAGAGAUACUGAAACCCAAACGCAAAUUCAUGUUCAACAUUGCAGACGGUGGUUUUACAGAAUUACAUACACUGUGGUUGAACGAGGAAAAAGCUGCAGUACCUGGUCGCGAAUACGAAAUAUGGCAUCGAAGACACGACUACUGGCUACUGGCUGGUAUCGUUACACACGGCUAUGGACGCUGGCAAGACAUCCAAAACGACAUCAGGUUCGCGAUAAUAAAUGAACCGUUCAAAAUGGACGUGGGUAAGGGUAACUUUUUAGAGAUAAAGAAUAAAUUCCUGGCCCGACGCUUUAAGCUAUUGGAACAAGCGUUGGUGAUAGAGGAACAAUUGAGAAGAGCAGCGUACCUGAAUCUAACGCAGGAUCCAAAUCAUCCUGCGAUGAGCCUGAAUGCAAGAUUUGCCGAAGUCGAGUGCCUUGCAGAAUCGCAUCAACACCUUAGUAAAGAAAGCCUUGCGGGCAAUAAACCAGCGAACGCUGUAUUGCAUAAAGUACUAAAUCAAUUAGAAGAACUACUGUCUGAUAUGAAAUCAGACGUGAGUCGUUUACCGGCAACGUUAGCUCGUAUUCCACCGGUUGCUCAAAGACUUCAGAUGUCUGAAAGGUCGAUAUUGAGCCGACUGGCCGCCACCGCACCCGGUGGCAGUAGUUCUCAGUCUGGUCAGGCAGCCCUGUUAGCACAACAAUUUCCAGCAGGCUUCUCUGGAGGACAAUUACCGGCUACAUUUGCCGGUGCUGCCAACUUUGGCAAUUUUAGACCACAAUACUCAGUACCGGGUCAACCACCGCAAGGUUUCACAGCUUGAAGAUUAAAUGGUUGACAGACAAUGGCUCAAACGUGAACUCGUAAUGGCGCAAAUUACACUACCUUAAUGAGAUCGUGUGCGCUAUAUUAUUUUUCGUAAAUUACGAUUUUUAGCUGAAUUUCAUUAGAGAAAAGACGCUAAAGUAUUAAAAAAAAGAAAGAAAAAAAAAUGAAAAAAACACACGCGUAAUAUCUUACAUCUAAAUUACAUUAUUCCUGUAUUUAUUACAUGUACAUUCGAGGGUUAGCAUCAAGAUUUUCAUGUUUUGUAUUUAUACAAUACGGUCCUUGUGGAAAGUGGCAUAAAUUAUUUUCUUAAACUAAUUUAAGAGCAUGAUUUAUACCUCUUCAUCGACCGGAGUGUAUCGUAUCGUAACGAUAAGUACAUUUUACUUAAAGAAAAAAAAAAAGAAAACUUAUUUAAGAGAUAUAGAUUUGCGUGGAUCGUAAGGUGCGCUGAUUAGACGCGCUAAUUAUUCUGAUAAUUUAUUCACUUCUUUUUUUUUCCACGACAAUAAUUUCGUUUUGGAUACCUGAACGACUUAAUUACGGUCCAAGAUAUCACGGUAUCUUUGGUCUAUUAUUUAACGGUUCAAUCAUUUUCUUUGGAUUGCAUGUUUACAUAUGAGUACCAAGAAACGCUACCAACAAUGAUUACUGACAACAAUGUACGAUAAACAAUGGCAAUCAUUUUAGUUAAGACUGACGUGUUAACAUAUUACAUUCGAGAUAAUUCAUUUCAUACACACACACACAUACACACACUAUAUAUGAUACACGCUACUGUAAUGCAUGGGUUUUAUAUAAUAAUUAAAUAAGAACGAUGAGGUUUUUCAUACACACUUUAAUCCUCAUUUUUCAACUAUUAGGUGUACAAAUUAAUUCGGUGCCAUUGCUUUUUUUAAUUAAUGGCUUAUUUUUGAGAGGUUAUAGUAACUACAAUUAUUGAAUUUAUCGAUAUCGUAUUCUCGCGCCAUUUUUCAAUUUCGCAAAAGCGCGGGAAAAUAGUUCGAAUUUUAAAUAGUAAUUAAGGUACCGAAUUCAUUUGUACACCUAAUAUUCAAAUAAAUCAUGGAUACUAUAUAUGUGUAUGUAUAUUUACACGAGAGUCGAAAAGAGAGCAGAGGCACAAAAAAAAAAAUAAGUCUGUUUGAUACUUAAGUAUUAUAACAAUGCACACGGUAAUAAUUACACUAAUACGUAAUUCAAUGUUUCAGGGAACCGAAUUCCUUUAACUCGUGAUUCACAAUUAAGCGCAAGAUCAUUAAGUAGGACUUAGGUUCGAAUUUGAUAAUUCAGUCAUAAUUUGAUAAUACUUUGUAUAUAUUGUCGAUUUUUCCAUAACGUUCUGCACCAUUGUAACAGGAACACACACACAGGUAUAUUAUAUAGUAUUCAUAAGGUAAAAAACAGAAAGCACCUAAACGCAUCCCAUGCAUUAUAUUAGUAAUACAAUUAUAUAAAUGUAAUUACGACAGGAAGGUUUAACAAGUUUUCAGUAAACACAUUAAUUGUUCGAUCUUUUCUACCCCCCCAGAUGCGAGACGACACUAGAGCAUUUUAAUUUUCAAUUAACCAGUUUGCCAAAUUACUGCGCUGGCACAUGAUGAUAAGUUUUCAAGGGUAAUUUAGGAUGUAGCCAAGGAAUUUAAGAGAAUGCGAGUGAGAGAGUGAGAGAAAGUGAGAGAGAAAGGAAUGAAUGGACAAGAUAAAUUGAAAAGUAAGUCAAACCACGGAAAAUCGUUUGUUGUAUGUAUUAGUUCUGCUGGAAUAAAUUAAUAAUAAUUAGAAAUUACAGUGGUACUUAAUAUUUCUGUUUAAUAAAUUGUGAAUCUCUUGAAA